CUAUAAAAGAAGACCAGAGUUCGAGAGAUCAGAACCACCACAUAAAAUUCGUCAACCAACAUUGUAAAGCAAACACAGAGAACCAAAGUUGUGACUUGUGAGAUGGCAGAAGUGAAGUUGCUUGGUCUUUGGUAUAGCCCAUUUAGUCACAGAGUUGAGUGGGCUCUUAAGAUUAAGGGCGUGGAAUAUGAAUUUAUAGAAGAAGAUCUACAAAAUAAAAGCCCUCUACUUCUUCGAUCAAACCCUGUUCACAAGAAAAUUCCAGUGCUAUUUCACAAUGGAAAGCCCAUUUCUGAGUCUAUGCUCAUUCUUGAAUACAUUGACGAGACUUUCGAAGGCCCUUCCAUCUUGCCUAAUGACCCUUAUGACCGUGCUAUAGCUCGUUUCUGGGCUAAGUUUUUUGAAGAAAAGGGGACAUCAGUGGGGAGAUCUUUCUUUCUAAAAGGAGAGGAGCAAGAAAAAGCUAAAGAGCAAGUUUGUGAGAUGCUGAAAGUUCUUGAUAAUGAGCUCAAGAAUAAGAAGUUCUUUGUCGGUGACAAAUUUGGAUUCGCUGAUAUUGCCGCAAAUGCUGCGGCACUUUGGCUGGGAGUACUUGAAGAAGCAUCUGGAGUUGUUUUGGUGACAAGUGAAAAAUUUCCAAAUUUUUGUGCGUGGAGAGAUGAAUACAUUUACUGCAGCCAAAACAAGGAAUAUCUGCCUCCAAGAGAUGAGUUGCUUGCCCAUUUCAGAGCUCGCUUUCAGGCUGGAGCUGCUGCUUCUGCUCCCAAAUGAAUACUUUCUUAUUCAUCUUUUAAGUUCCAAGAUUUUGUGUGGCAAUAAAAUAGAAGUGGAUUUAGUGCGGUUUAACUGAAUCAUUCGUAUUGGCUCGACCAAUGUAUGUUAUUUACUGUGUUCGAAAUGGAAAUAAAACAGAGUAUAAUAUGAACUUGAAUUAAUUCAUCUA
Messenger RNA from Nicotiana tabacum (common tobacco), 943 nucleotides. Its product is annotated as putative glutathione S-transferase. Gene Ontology annotation, biological process: glutathione metabolic process. Gene Ontology annotation, molecular function: glutathione transferase activity. Lineage: Eukaryota; Viridiplantae; Streptophyta; Magnoliopsida; Solanales; Solanaceae. The record is from RefSeq and is a predicted model, not a curated record. Gene Ontology annotation, cellular component: cytoplasm.